AUGCCACCAAAAAUCGUCAGCGCGACUUCCGACAGCGAUAGCCAGCUCGACUCUUCCGUCGCCAGUAUUGACAGCGUUCAAGGUUGGCCUCCCAUAAUCAACUUACUUUGCCGUCAUUUCAAUAUACCUGGUAUGCCUUCAAUUUCCGGAUGUUGGCUAGUCGUAAAGGAAGCAGAUCUCUCCAGAACCAGUGGCUUGAAGAAAAUCCAUGCAAACUUCGACACCAUCUACCGUCGACUGGAGAAUGCAUACCACAGGAAUGCUGCAGAUGAGCGAAUCAAGGGUGGAAUUGUCGGGAUAUAUGCGAGGAUGUGUCUGGACUCAAUUCUUCGUGAUAAACUCUUUCAGAAAGGUUUCAUCAACCAACUUCUCCCUCUUGUUGACAUUCCGACGUGCCGAAACCUUGCAUUGCAAUCACUUGAGACGGUCACCCACCACGGGGGUCUGGAGGUCCGCAGGGAACUGGCGAAAACAUGCACCGAGCCCCUUCUCCGGGUUAUGAAGGACUGCCCUGACGAUCAGCGAGCUGUGAGGCUGGCUAUUGUGACUAUCUCACAUUGCCUCAGCUCAUCUUUGACCGAAGAUGCUAUCAAAAGGGACCCACGGUUCGGCCAAUCUCUUCCUCUGCUCGAGGCCGCGAACGCCUUUACUGAAGUUUUGCGAAAACCAUGGCCAAGCUAUAACCUUGUUCUCCACGCGAUCAAUUAUCUUUCGGUCUCGUCAAAGCACUGCAAGCUCCCACCAUCGACAAUCAAUCUCUUGGUCGCUGGUUUGCGGAGCAAAGAUUGGGUUUUUCGAGGGACUUGUCUUGGAGGGCUGGUUCGGUUGCAUGUCGCAGGUGCAGAAGAAGACCAACGCCUCUCAGAUCCCAUGGCUUUGAUGCGUGCCGUGUCCAAGCCAUUACCUCCAAACCUAAACGACAUUCUCCUUGCCUAUAAAUUCGACAAAUGCGAAACGUACAUUAUGUUGAACACGACCAAGGACUUCCAAGCGGCUAUGAUCAAAGUCGCGGAGACCCAUGACUUGUACUGGCUGGGCAAAACACUGGCGGAAAUUGUCCUUAGAACUGAGUUCUCAAUUGCCGACGGCUACUAUGAGACUGAGGAUCCGGCAACCGGUCAGCGAGUAGUCGAAAGUCUUGGUCUGCCUUUCACGCGAUGGGGUGAUGCGUUACCACACUGUGCAAAAGCCAUUCGAGCGAAACGCGACCCAACUGAAGCCGACAUGGCCGAUAUUCUGGACAUGAAGCAUUUGGUUAUGAGACAGCGUGUAUCUGACGCAGUCAAACUGGCCAAUGUUGCACUCAAACGCAACCCAGACUUUGCAUAUGCUUAUUAUAUCAUCACACUUUCUGCUGAUCAUGUUUCUGCUCUAAGGGCCGCGAAACAAGGCAUGAAAUGCACAUCUAUGACGCCAUUCGUGCGGUUCCAGAUGGUGCAACGGGCUGUUGAAGUGGCGGGAGACUAUGGGAUUGGUAUCCUGCAGGACCUCGCAUCAGAAGGAGAUGCCAAGUGGGCUGAAGGAAUCGCAUUUCUAACAAGUGCGUUGGAAGACUCGAAGGUUUACCUGUCGCAGGCACCCCCAGACAACCGACAUCAAAAGAAUGUACUUUAUUGGAACAUUCUAUUGCGCAUUGCCAUUGACGAGCAUAUCAGUGGCGACCUCCAUGAGAUCGAGGGUUCCUUGCGUAAACUCAAGAAUGCAGAUCAAUUCAGCAAGUGGAUGGGUGUACCACCACCGAAGACGCAACUCCGCAAUACGCAGGAAACGGUCGUCCGACUCCUUCCUGCCGCAUUAAAGGAAUGGGGGGACUUUGUGUCGACGGUUAAAGCGGAGAGAGAAGCUGAAACACCGGACGCAGAAAAGAUAGAGCAGGAACUGGCGGCAUGGAUGGAGAAAACAGAUGUCGACGGCGAUAAACCACAUCACCACUGGCACGCCGGCGCUGACGGAAAAUCGCCCUUUUCAGUUCCAUUCUCCCAGAAGCAAGCAGACCUAUAUCGGUGUUCGUGGUGUGGUAACCCGUCAGCGGCUCUUCGCAAGUGUGGAGGCUGCUCCCAGACGAGGUCAAUAUUGCGAAGCGUCAUGUCAGAAGCAGCACUGGAAGAAAGAACACAAACAGAAGUGUGGGGGUGCAAAGAAGAACGCGUAAAAAUGACCACCAUCCAGAUGACACCCCACAUCCCAAUCCACGGAAAUUAUCACGGGUAUUACACAAAGCGACCCUCUGUCCGUGACCCCCGUCUCGAAGUGCUACCACCCUCAUUAUUCACUGGGAAACGCGUCUUGGACGUCGGCUGUAACGAAGGAUGGGUUUCUUGCGAAAUCGGUGCGGCGCCGCAUACGCUGUUUCUUUUUGUGAAUCUGACCCUUCGCUCGAAGCCAGCGCAGUCCCGGGGUGCUUCAAAGGUUGUUGGGGUGGACAUCGACGAUGAGCUAAUUCGCGGUGCGUGGCGAAGAAGAAUGACGGCUUGGUCUAUGCAGGGCCCGACGCGAGUGGAUGAAGGAGAGGAGAGAAACCCCAAACGACGCAAACUUGGCUCAGAGAAAGAAGCUGGCUAUUUUCCCGUCUCGUGCAUGCAUAACCAUGGAGCGCUUCCAAUCCCGACGACGACUGGUCUCGACGAAUUUCCCCGAAAUGUGUCUUUCAGAACCGCCGACUGGGUGAAUGACACGAUUCCAGAAGAUGAGAGAGGUUACGACGUAGUUGUCGCAUUCUCUAUCACCAAAUGGAUACAUCUGAAUGGUGGCGACGCCGGCCUAGAACGGUUCUUUACUCGUGUCGCCGGAGUGUUACAACCAGGCAGUCGAUUCGUCGUUGAACCUCAGCAUUGGGAAACAUAUCGCAAAGCAAAACGAAUGCACAAUCGACUUAAAGAGAAUGCACAAGCUCUGAAACUGCGACCAGACGAUUUCCCCGAAAUGUUGAAGAAGGUUGGGUUCGGAGAACCGGAGCGGUUUGGGAGUGUUGGAGAGGGGGGUUUCAAUCGGCCGAUCGACAUAUAUACGAAACAGUAG
This is a messenger RNA of Mycena indigotica, 3018 nucleotides long. Its product is annotated as Bin3-type SAM domain-containing protein. NCBI's taxonomy places the organism in Eukaryota, Fungi, Basidiomycota, Agaricomycetes, Agaricales, Mycenaceae. Gene Ontology annotation, biological process: snRNA modification. The transcript has 10 exons. The record is from RefSeq and is a predicted model, not a curated record. Gene Ontology annotation, molecular function: snRNA binding; RNA methyltransferase activity; O-methyltransferase activity. Bases 1 to 3018 code for a protein of 1005 amino acids.